UUGACGAUAAGAUUUGCCAAAGCUCUGUAGCUGGGAACCGCACGGACGGCGGCGUGGGGCUCCAUCAAGGCGGCGUCACGGCUUCAACUGGCGGCGGCACGACCAAUCCAGAGGCUUCUGAUGCACGACUCCUCCCGGCUCAGCCACCCGUCUCCCCCUCCGCCGCCGCCGCCGGCCAGCCCAACACCAGAAGCGUCACCGGCAGCAAAUGCCCAGCCCAACCUGAUCGCGGUGGAGCCGACGAUGAUCAUCAAGGGCGUGCUCGGGCGGUACGAGCGCUGGAACCCCGUGCACCCGACGGCCGGCACCUUCUGGGGCGUCGGGCUCGGCCUCGGUUGCGGCGUCGGCUGGGGCCCGGGGUUCGGGCCCGAGGUGAUUGGGUACGUCGGCGCCGGCUGCGGCGUGGGGUUCAGCGUCGGCUUCACGCUCGCCGGCGUCGGCAUCGGCCUGCCGCAGCACGGCCUCAUCAGGAACAUCGAAGACAGUGGUUUUGCAAGCAAUGUGUCACUUGAUUCAGCAAGGUAUUACGCUGCAACCAUCAUCAGAGGUAUGGUCUGGGAUGCCAUCAGUUAUGCGGGCAAUGUAGGGGCAAUAAGGAAAGAAUCCUGGCAGAAGCUUCUGAGGUUCCAGGACAACCCUCGGAUUUCAAGAGUUGAUCCGGUUUCAGGAGGAGUUGAUCUGCCCAAGCUGGGGAAGGGCAUGUCGAGAGUUGAUCCGGUUUCAGGAGGAGUUGAUCCGGUUUCAGGAGGAGUUGAUCUGCCCAAGCUGGGGAAGGGCGCCGUGUCGAGAGUUGAUCUGCCCAAGCUGGGGAAGGGCGUGUUGAGAGUUGAUCUGCCCAAGCUGGGGAAGGGCGUGUCGAGCAGCAUCCAGUCCGCCGUGGAAUGCAUCAGGGCCUUCAAAGAUCAGCAUUGGCCUCACUAAAAGACCCGUACAAAAUUAGAGCUGGUUAUCAGUUAUAAGUGAUUAGGCACCACCACGGCAAACUUCAAAAAUGGCGAUAUACCAAUUUUCAUUUGUUUUGGUAUGAGUUUUCCCAGACUUAUGGAAGGGGAAACUAUUCCUGCUUAAUGAAAAUGGUAUAUUCGAUCUAGCUAUUGAUUACGUAGAUGCAUAUGUAAAUAUGAUGAUGCCCUCUGUCUUUUUGUUCAAGCACUGUGCAUUUUGCAACAAUGGUGUAAUGUGAAUUAAAUUUCCACUUAUAUUGUAUACCCACAACUGUAGCCAACAUCUGUGAUAGUGUAUGGUCAAACUGUGUAAUUCCUUGAAGUGUAUUUGUUGAAGCAUGAAUCUAGUGAUACCGGUGUAUGUCUGGAAGUGUAUUGUUGAAGCAUGAAUUUAGUGUACA
Messenger RNA from Setaria italica (foxtail millet), 1345 nucleotides. RefSeq lists its product as uncharacterized. Lineage: Eukaryota; Viridiplantae; Streptophyta; Magnoliopsida; Poales; Poaceae. Bases 121 to 921 code for a protein of 266 amino acids. The record is from RefSeq and is a predicted model, not a curated record. The transcript is spliced from 3 exons.